AUGACUGGGAUCUCAUGGUUAGUAGCAACGACUAUAGUGGCGAUGGGGCUACUAGCAGACGCGGCAAUGACCGCAACAACUGCUGCUAGAGGUGGCGCUGACUUUGGGCAAUCCACCAAACAUCGAGCACAGCAGCGACAACACAAACGCGCCAAUGUCCUGGUCACCAUGCAGUCUACUGGCAACGAGCUGUUCUCCAAGAUUAAAGGCCAGAAGUUCAGCUCUCGAGGUCACCGGGUAUCAGCGUUGCAGGAUGGUCUUGAAAAUUUGGCUAAGGAGUCUCAACGUGGAGUUCACGAACUAUUGGGUAAAGUUAGUGCGUCGUUCGCACGCUCCGAGAGCUUCUGGAUCACCAACCAAGUGUACGUGCAGCAGGCGACACCCGACCUCAUAAAGCAGCUCGAGAAGGUCCCUGGCGUACAAUCUGUGGAGUUUGAGAAGAUAUUCCCGUCAUCUUUACCUGUGCUUUCGACGCCAUCCAUGUCCAGUUCAACAUCAGCAGCUCAAUGGGGAGUCAGCAAGAUCAAUGCUCCCGAUGUCUGGGCCACAGGGAAUACGGGGCAAGGUGUGGUUAUUGGCUCUAUUGACACAGGCGUACGUGGUACUCACGAGGCGCUGGCUAGCUCCUAUCGGAAAAGUUAUGGCUGGUUCGAUCCCGAACUUAGAGCUUUUGCCCCAUACGAUUCAACAGGUCACGGUACACACGUUACGGGAAUUAUGGUGGGCCAAUUCGGCUUCGGAGUGGCACCGGGAGCUACCUGGAUGGCAUGUAAGGGAUGUCGUGCUCAAGGUUGCUAUGGGUCGGAUUUGCUAGCAUGUUUCCAGUUCAUGUUGUGCCCUACGACACCCAGUGGGACAUCAAAAGACUGCUCCAAAGCACCGAAUAUUGUUAACAACAGUUGGGGUGGCGGUCAAGGUCUCACGAUGUUUGAUGGGGUUAUCAACGCUUGGCGAGCUGCAGGGAUCAUUCCUGUCGUAGCUGCAGGGAAUACUGGUCCUAACUGCGGUACUAUUGCAUCGCCUGGAGAUUCGGCUAGUGUGAUCACGGUAGGUGCGACCGAUAUCAACGACGGACUUGCCUCUUUCAGCAGCAAAGGCCCGACAGUGCGAGGUCUCCGAAAACCGGAUGUGGCAGCCCCAGGUGCUCUGGUAUUGUCAUCUUGCUGGACGGACGACGCCUCUUACUGCUUCAAAUCCGGCUCCAGUAUGGCUGCACCGCACGUCGCAGGUGCCAUCGCUCUUUACUUGAGUGCGAACCCGGGAACGUCCUACGACAAGAUCAAGGAUGUACUUCAAUCUAGAUCUGUCACCACCACGCUAACUACUCCGACAGGAUAUGCAUGUGGCAAGACCCAAGAUCGUAAUUUCCCCAACAACCAGUACGGAUACGGUCGUGUUGACAUUUUUAAAGCUCUCAGUUAA
This is a messenger RNA of Phytophthora infestans T30-4, 1422 nucleotides long. RefSeq names its product serine protease family S08A, putative. Gene Ontology annotation, molecular function: serine-type endopeptidase activity. The transcript has a single exon. The coding region runs from base 1 to 1422 and encodes 473 amino acids. The record is from RefSeq and is a predicted model, not a curated record. Gene Ontology annotation, biological process: proteolysis. Lineage: Eukaryota; Oomycota; Peronosporomycetes; Peronosporales; Peronosporaceae.